AUGUUGCAUAUCUUCCUCCUGCACAUGAUCGCUUCCUUUGAGGGGCUGUCUGUCACUUGUGAGCGCUCGCUCCCUCCACCCAGGAGUGGAAUGGGUAGUCUUUACCCCGACGCCCUCUGCCUCCACCGACGCCCUCUGCCUCCACCGACGCCCUCUGCCUCCACCGACGCCCUCUGCCUCCACCGACGCCCUCUGCUGUCCGCCUCCACCGACGCCCUCUGCCCUCCGCCUCCACCGACGCCCUCUGCUGUCCGCCUCCACCGACGCCCUCUGCUGUCCGCCUCCACCGACGCCCUCCACCUCCACCGACGCCCUCUGCUGUCCGCCUCCACCGACGCCCUCUGCCUCCACCGACGCCCUCUGCUGUCCGCCUCCACCGACGCCCUCCACCUCCACCGACGCCCUCUGCUGUCCGCCUCCACCGACGCCCUCUGCCUCCACCGACGCCCUCCACCUCCACCGACGCCCUCUGCCUCCACCGACGCCCUCUGCCUCCACCGACGCCCUCUGCCUCCACCGACGCCCUCUGCCUCCACCGACGCCCUCUGCCUCCACCGACGCCCUCUGCCUCCACCGACGCCCUCUGCCUCCACCGACGCCCUCUGCCUCCACCGACGCCCUCUGCCUCCACCGACGCCCUCUGCCUCCACCGACGCCUUCCGCCUCCACCGACGCCCUCCCCCUCCACCGACGCCCUCCCCCUCCACCGACGCCCUCCGCCUCCACCGACGCCCUCCGCCUCCACCGACGCCCUCCGCCUCCACCGACGCCCUGUGCCGUCCGCCUCCACCGACGCCCUCUGCUGUCCGCCUCCACCAACGCCCUCUGCUGUCCGCCUCCACCGACGCCCUGUGCCGUCCGCCUCCCCGUAUAUCACCGGCAACUUCCGCUUUAAAUUCCAGUGUGCCAGUGAAGCUGUAUCUCCUUCCAUUUCAUGACCCGUCGGCUUCUUGA
Molecule: messenger RNA, 954 nt
Organism: Procambarus clarkii (red swamp crayfish)
Lineage: Eukaryota; Metazoa; Arthropoda; Malacostraca; Decapoda; Cambaridae
Source: RefSeq, a predicted model, not a curated record